Molecule: messenger RNA, 1890 nt
Organism: Myripristis murdjan (pinecone soldierfish)
Lineage: Eukaryota; Metazoa; Chordata; Actinopteri; Holocentriformes; Holocentridae
Gene: atp6v1h
Product: ATPase H+ transporting V1 subunit H
Exons: 14
Coding region: 152-1597 (481 amino acids)
Biological process (GO): proton transmembrane transport
Cellular component (GO): lysosomal membrane; vacuolar proton-transporting V-type ATPase, V1 domain
Molecular function (GO): proton-transporting ATPase activity, rotational mechanism
Source: RefSeq, a predicted model, not a curated record
UGCUUAUCAGGACGAGGAGCGGGGUGGCAUGUGACCGGAUCACAUGAGAGGCUGCCGUGUUGUUGUAGUCAGUCAGCUGGCCGCACACAGACACCAAGCACCGGGUGGUGUGUGAUUUCAUCAAAAUAUAUUGUAGUUUACAUAUUACAAGAUGGACAUCCGCGGGGCUGUGGACGCUGCAGUCCCCACCAACAUCAUUGCUGCUAAAGCGGCUGAGGUUCGGGCCAAUCAGGUCAACUGGCAGUCCUAUCUCCAGGGCCAGAUGAUUUCAGCAGAAGACUGUGAGUUUAUCAAGAAGUUUGAAGUGGCUCACUCUGAGGACAAACAGGCCAUUCUGUCCAAUGAAGGCCAUCAGUGUGCGAAGACCUUUCUGAAUCUGAUGGCUCACAUCUCCAAGGAGCAAACAGUCCAGUACAUCCUGACUCUGAUUGAUGACACUCUGCAGGAGAACCAUCAGCGGGUGAACAUCUUCUUUGACUAUGCCAAGAGGACGAAGAAUACUGCUUGGUCCUAUUUCCUUCCAAUGCUGAAUCGUCAAGACCUCUUCACUGUCCACAUGGCUGCAAGGAUUAUUGCUAAGCUGGCCGCCUGGGGACGUGACCUGAUGGAGGGAAGUGACCUUAACUACUACUUCAACUGGAUCAAAACUCAACUGAGCUCACAGAACCUACAUGGUACAGGUCCAGAAACAAGCUCAGGCGCAGGAACUAUUUCCCCAAGUGAAAGCUCUCAGUAUGUCCAGUGUGUGGCCGGGUGCCUUCAGCUGAUGCUGAGGGUCAAUGAGUAUAGAUUUGCCUGGGUCGAGGCUGAUGGUGUGAACUGCAUCACUGCUGUGCUCAGCAACAAGUGCGGCUUCCAGCUCCAGUACCAGAUGAUCUUCUGUGUUUGGCUGCUGGCCUUCAGUCCCCAGCUCUGCGAGCAGUUGCGGCGUUACAAUUUGGUGCCAGUCCUGUCCGAUAUUCUCCAGGAGUCUGUCAAGGAGAAGGUCACGCGAAUCAUUCUGGCUGCCUUUCGGAAUCUCCUAGAGAAGUCUGCAGAGAGGGAGACCCGUCAAGAGUAUGCCUUGGCCAUGAUUCAGUGCAAAGUGCUGAAGCAGCUGGAGAACCUUGACCAGCAGAAGUAUGAUGAUGAGGAUAUCACUGACGAUAUCAAGUUCCUGUUGGAGAGGCUGGGAGAGAGUGUGCAGGACCUCAGCUCCUUUGAUGAGUACAGCUCAGAACUGAAGUCCGGCCGCCUGGAAUGGAGCCCCGUGCACAAGUCAGAGAAGUUCUGGCGCGAGAACGCUGUCCGCUUGAACGAGAAGAACUAUGAGCUACUCAAGAUCUUAACCAGGCUGCUGGAGGUGUCUGAUGACCCGCAGGUUAUUGCAGUGGCAGCCCAUGACGUUGGGGAGUACGUGCGACAUUACCCACGUGGCAAACGAGUGAUUGAGCAACUGGGCGGGAAGCAACUGGUGAUGAAUCACAUGCACCAUGAGGACCAGCAAGUCCGCUACAACGCCCUGUUGGCUGUGCAGAAGCUCAUGGUCCACAACUGGGAAUACUUAGGAAAACAACUCCAGUCCUCUGAUGAGCAACAAUCUCAAUCUCGAACCUGAACUGUUCCUCUGCAUGGAUGUUCAUGGAUUAAUGUGUGGAUGAGUGUGUACUGUAUGUAUGUCAUUCUGUUCAUUUCGUGUAAUGACUCGAUCAAUAAUGUCUGGCUUCUCAUCUGUAAACAUCCCACUUUAUUCUUGAUGUUAUUUGAUUUAAUCGUGCGAUGUGAUGUGCAGUGAUUGGAGUAGCACUUUGUCUGUGAUAAUGUGUAAAAUUGCAAGUUAUUUAAGUCUUACCUGUAAAACAUGGUAUAUAUUCCAAUAAAGACACUUAUCGGUGGUACUUUGUGUUGUAA